AUGUGGUGCGGCGGGAGGAAGUGCGGCUUGUUUUCCCGGCUAGGCUCAGGAGCGGCGGGCGCGGCGCGAUGCGCGGGUACCCGGGAGCGAACUGCUGCGAGCCCCGAUGAAGCUCGAGCGGCCCCAGCCUGAUGGAGGCGCCUCCGUGGGAGCCGGUGCGCAAUGACUCCCUGCCUCCCACGCUGAGCCCCGCGGUGCCGCCCUACGUGAAGCUUGGCCUCACCGCCGUCUACACCGCCUUCUAUGCGCUCCUCUUCGUGUUCAUCUAUGCGCAGCUCUGGCUGGUGCUGCGCUACCGUCACAAGCGGCUCAGCUACCAGAGCGUCUUCCUCUUCCUUUGCCUCUUCUGGGCCUCGCUGCGUACCGUGCUCUUCUCCUUUUACUUCCGAGACUUCGUGGCAGCCAACUCGUUCAGCCCCUUCGUCUUCUGGCUGCUCUACUGCUUCCCCGUGUGUCUACAGUUCUUCACCCUCACGCUCAUGAACUUGUACUUCACGCAGGUGAUUUUCAAGGCCAAGUCAAAAUAUUCUCCAGAACUACUCAAAUACCGGUUACCCCUCUACCUGGCCUCCCUUUUCAUCAGCCUUGUUUUCCUGUUGGUGAAUCUGACCUGUGCUGUGCUGGUGAAGACGGGAGACUGGGACAGGAAGGUUAUCGUCUCGGUGAGGGUGGCCAUCAAUGACACACUCUUUGUGCUGUGUGCCAUCUCUCUCUCCAUCUGCCUCUACAAAAUCUCCAAGAUGUCCCUGGCUAACAUCUACUUGGAGUCAAAGGGCUCAUCAGUGUGUCAGGUAACUGCCAUUGGUGUCACCGUCAUCUUGCUCUACACCUCUCGGGCCUGCUACAACCUCUUCAUCUUGUCAUUUUCUCAGAUCAAGAACGUCCAUUCCUUUGAUUAUGACUGGUACAAUGUAUCUGACCAGGCAGAUCUGAAGAGCCAGCUGGGUGAUGCCGGCUACAUAGUGUUUGGCGUGGUGCUUUUCGUAUGGGAGCUCUUACCCACCACCUUGGUAGUUUAUUUCUUCCGAGUCAGAAAUCCCACGAAGGAUCUUACCAAUCCUGGGAUGGUCCCCAGUCAUGGAUUCAGUCCCAGAUCUUACUUCUUUGACAACCCCCGAAGAUAUGACAGUGAUGAUGACCUUGCCUGGAACAUUGCCCCUCAGGGACUUCAGGGAAGUUUUGCUCCAGACUGCUAUGAUUGGGGACAACAAAACCACAGCUUCCUGGCGCAAGCAGGAACCUUGCAUCAAGACUCCACUUUGGAUCCAGACAAAGCAAGCCAUGGGUAGCAGCAGCCGACACAGCCCUAGCCCUAUGGAAGAGUCCUCGGUUGAAAGCCUUCAGCCAGACAGACUGGAUGGCAGCUGAGUUGUUAAGGCAGUUUUCCUUAGGACACAGAACUCUAGUUUUUGCUAUAGCUUUCUCACAGGUUCCACAGGGCUAAGCAAUAAUUUAGAGCAAUAAACCCUUUAGUACUAGCAGAGAAUCUGGCUACUUCAGUGGGUAUAAUUUAAACUUUGAAAAGAGAUUCUGUACUUUUAUAAAGAUGUAUUUUAUAUAACUUAAAUACUAAUGCUAAAGUAUACUAGUUUUUUUCCUUGAUUGUUAAUUGCAACAUAUGUUGUAGUUUGCACAGACUUUCAUGCAUAAUUCACUUUAAAACGUAUAGAACGCGUGGUCUAAUAGUUUAAGGCUUUGGGGAAAGUUUCCACAGAUCUUACCUCUGAAGGUUCCUCUUGUGAGUGCCGCAGUGGUGGGCUCCUUUCACGGCCACUCAAGCAUUCCAAGUUAAGGGGAAGCAGAGUCCCAUGGUCUGUACGUGACGACUCAGCAGCAGCAGCAGUUUCUCUUAAACUUUGUCCUAAGUCUGGUGCUUCUUCAUCUGAAAGCACUACUACAAGCACUCCAGUAACAAGUGGAUACUGUUAAGCUGUAGUCGCCGACACUAUUAAACCUCCUCUGCUGUGCGUGCAGCCAUUUUGUAGAGUUUUCUUCAGCCCGGUGUAACUGAAUACUUACUACCUCAGGAUGGAAGGACUGCGCCUUCUUUGACUCAGCCAGUGCUCACUAUAGUCAGGCUACAAGCCAAGAGGUCCCCACAGAGUAUUAACAACAAAUACUUCUGGCCUUCAAGCGCUAAAGGAUUGCGGACUCCUGGCGGCUUUUCUGUAAAACAUGCCUGUCAUUUGUAUGAGAUCGACACGGUGCUCACUGCCUAUUUUUAAAUAGUAUUCUGUCUAUUAAAAGCGAUGUGUAUGAAAAAGCGGGCUCUGCCUAUGUGGUAGCAGCAUCUCUAUCUUGGCCAGAGAGCGUUCCAGACAAUGGUUCUCAUGUGCCAUCUCCGUGCUGCCCUGGGAAAACUCUGGAACCAGUGUGGCCCUCCUGGAGGCCGGAUGUUCUGGCUUCUUACAGAAUGCAUCAUCUGGUCCUACAGGUCACAGAGUCUUACUCCCCAUUUUCUACUUUGUUAUAUUUAAGAUUCGGAGCCCUGUUCCCAGUGGGGUGUGAUGGGGUCUUCAUUGUACGGCACAUGACAUGGAGGACCUUGCACAGCCCCGCCCCAUACCCUGCCUUUGGGUAAGAGUAAACAUCUGGGUUGCAAGCCACUUAAAAAUUGCCUCUUUGCCAGAGUGAAUUCUGGCAAAGCCUACACAAGUCGCCUUUACAAUAGCAGUGUAUAAAAGUUUAUCGGUCACUUGUACCCGCAAUAAUUUGGCUGUUGCAACCAGUACCCAUAUCUCCUGUGUCCUUGUCUCCAGCAGGUCGGUACCUGUCAGCAGCCAAGGGCAAGGUUCUCUGGAAAGCACAGCAUCAUUAAGACUGUUCUGUGUGCACCCAUUUUGCAGCACAUGCACACUUUACAGCUGAUGAAUGCUGGCCGUCUGUUUUCUUACAGUAACAAGGAAGCUACCAUCCAUUUUUACAAUAAAGUUGUCAGCGUUCAUGUCAGCAAUAAAGAGACUACAGCUCUUAAA
This is a messenger RNA of Mus pahari (shrew mouse), 2975 nucleotides long. It is a transcript of the gene Gpr137b, whose product is annotated as G protein-coupled receptor 137B. Lineage: Eukaryota; Metazoa; Chordata; Mammalia; Rodentia; Muridae. The transcript is spliced from 7 exons. Gene Ontology annotation, cellular component: lysosomal membrane. The record is from RefSeq and is a predicted model, not a curated record. The coding region runs from base 132 to 1289 and encodes 385 amino acids. Gene Ontology annotation, biological process: negative regulation of bone resorption; positive regulation of TORC1 signaling; regulation of autophagy.